Messenger RNA from Notothenia coriiceps (black rockcod), 2283 nucleotides. Its product is annotated as ADP-ribosylation factor-like protein 3. NCBI's taxonomy places the organism in Eukaryota, Metazoa, Chordata, Actinopteri, Perciformes, Nototheniidae. The transcript is spliced from 6 exons. Bases 1359 to 1943 code for a protein of 194 amino acids. Gene Ontology annotation, molecular function: GTP binding; GTPase activity. The record is from RefSeq and is a predicted model, not a curated record.
CACACAAGAGGUACAGAAAGUGAGAGUCAAUUACACAGGUCAACAAGAAACUGCAGAGUGGCUUUCGGUAAACUGACAAAUGUAACCUUACUGUGUUUUCACAAACAGGUUUAAUUAGUUUAGCCUGUUUGUGUAAAUUAGUUUCUGUACGCAUACAGGCAAAAGAUUCAAGAGCCAAAGGUUUUAUUGUCAUAUAACUAACUACAGUGUAGUUAUGGUAAAGAAAAUAUUGAGUCCCAGUCCCUUUCAACAAUGCAACACAACUAUAAAUAAGACAGAAUACAAUAAAACAAUAACAUUAUGCAAAAAGAAACAGAAUAGAAAUAAAAUUGUGCAUGAGAAUGUUGCAAGUGACCAAUGUUCAGGUAAUGCAGGAGAAGUACUAUAUACAUGAAAAAUAGACAGAAAACAGAAAGUGAAAAUAAAUGCUGUACAAGAAUAAAAUACUGCUUGUUGUGGUAACAAAUAACAGUGACAAAAGACACUGACGUUUACAUUUUAUAAAAGGCUCAAGGCAAUAACAACCAUCACUGCUAAAUGUUGCAAACGAUACAUUACAAUUGUGAAUGACUAACAUUAAAUUGUAAUUUAAAUAAGUAUGUGAUAAUGACAAUAGAAGAGUGUAACGUCACUGUUACUGGUCAAACGAGGUCAGCAAGUUACGCCAAUAAACGUUGGUACAAAUACAAAUGUUACAUUUUCAUUGCAAGUGUACCAAUAUUGUCAACGUCAUUUGAAUAAAGUUAAAAUUGUGUUUCAUCAGGAAAGCAAACCGGACAAACUGGGACUACUAAUAUCAUCAACUACUAAUAUACACGUCAAUUUGCAGGGUACCAGUUAGCACAACGGCUAACGUUAAUCUUGAUACCCUUGGUUAAAACUGUUAAAUCCAGGUGAUAAAACACAGCCAUGUAUCUUGGAGUUAAAACUGAAAUAAUCAAACUGUCGAAAUAUAAAUCAAAACUUUGCCUAACUGACGUCAUCCGCAGGAUACAGGAGCGAACCGUGCCCCGUUUCCUUUGUGGAGGAGACAAAAAGGCUCGGCUAAAGGCCUUCACCACCCCGGCAGCAGCGGCAUCGGCUGGAAGCCUCGGCCGACCCUGGGUGCACUAGCGGCGGCUUACCUGCACUAGACAGGUCCCGGUACAAAGAAGACCUACAAUGGAUCCCAGUGCUUUCUGCGGCAUCUUGCUGGGGUGUCGGCCGUUGACACGACGGGAAUCAUAAAGCAGUCGGUCAAUGAGAUGUCUUGUUGAGGGGGACUGCGGGUUGAAGCUUCAGUCUGUCGCACUCGGACAUGUUUUUGUUGUUCCUUGACUCAGAAACAGCACUACUGUAGUAAAGAGAAACGACGACAAAUGGACUCUAGAGGGCGCUGUAUGUGCAUGUGUGAAAAGGGCCUGUUGUCCAUUCUUCGGAGGCUGAAGCCGACCCCAGAUCAGGAGGUGCGCUUACUGCUGCUGGGCUUGGACAACGCUGGCAAGACCACUCUGCUGAAACAGCUGGCGGCGGAAGAUAUCAGCCACAUCACCCCCACACAAGGUUUCAAUAUAAAGAGCGUUCAAUCAUCUGGCUUCAAGUUAAAUGUGUGGGACAUAGGAGGUCAGCGCAAGAUCCGCCCCUACUGGAAGAAUUAUUUUGAGAACACAGAUGUACUGAUCUAUGUGAUUGACAGCUCCGACAGGAAAAGGUUUGAAGAGACAGGUCUGGAGCUGGCUGACUUGCUAGAGGAGGAAACGCUCGCUGCUGUGCCACUGCUGGUCUUUGCCAACAAGCAGGAUCUGAUGACUGCCACCCCAGCGUCUGAGCUGGCAGAAUGUCUCAGUCUGCACACGAUCCGAGACCGCAUGUGGCAGGUCCAGGCCUGCUCAGCAGCCACUGCUGAGGGACUGCAGGACGGAAUGACCUGGGUUUGCAGAAAUAUAAGGUUUCGGAAGAGAUAAUUCAGGAAGAAAAAAAGAUCUUUGAAGAAUUGCAGUUCGCACUUUACAUUUGACAUACAGUGAUCUCAUGCAUGAUACAAGGAGGCGACAGAAGGUGUUUCUUUUUAUUUUGGUGAAACUACCUCUUUUGUCAUUCUGUUUAAACUUGGCAGCAUAAAAAACAAGUAGAAUGUAUCAAUACAGUGAUUUUAAGUGAUCUGAACCCCUUUCAAUGCAUAUGUUGAAAUGUAUAUAUGAGGGUGUUUUCUUCUAAUUGCACACUUUAUUUUUGUAAUAUCUUAUUUUUAAUGUUAUUAAUUUGUAGACAUUCACUGUCGUAAUAAAGUGCAAUAUAACUCAG